Humulus lupulus (European hop) is the source of this 1964-nucleotide messenger RNA. RefSeq lists its product as uncharacterized. Lineage: Eukaryota; Viridiplantae; Streptophyta; Magnoliopsida; Rosales; Cannabaceae. The transcript is spliced from 4 exons. The record is from RefSeq and is a predicted model, not a curated record. Bases 914 to 1918 code for a protein of 334 amino acids.
GUUUUGACUGUGGAUCUCGGAGAGUUGGUUGUUCAGCAAUCUGAUGUACUAGCGACUCAAGUCAACACGGCCCAUCGACCUUCUUUAGUUGUUCAAGAAGAUGAUGGAUUUAUUAAUGACAAUGAAGAUGAUAUGGCAGACAGUGUAGAAGAAGCAGAAGAUGAGGAUGAAUUAAUUGUCGACCUUAGUGAUGAUAAUACUGAUGAUGUGUGCCUGAUAGAUGUUGAUGUAAUUAGUGAGGAUAGUGACUAUUCUACUUAGUUUUGUAUCUAGUGUUCAAUGUAUUAUACAUAUUGAGAAAUAAAAAGUUCGUUUCCAAAUAGCAUGUUUCAAAUUACCUAAUCAAUUGAAAUAAUACUCAAUAAAUUAAUUAUAAAUAAUAAUUAAAUAUUAAAAUAGAUAGGUUAAAUUACUGUCGUGUUAGUAGAUGUCAGCAGAUGUGGCUAGAGCUCACGGUGGAGACGCUGGCGGUGAUCCUCCACCGGAUCCUACUAGGAUCCCGACUACAUGCGAGUCAGAUAAUUUUUUUGUUAUUUUAUUUACUCACAUAUGUUUAUCAUGUAUAUACUAAUAUUCUAUGUAUUAUUAAUAAAAAAAAAAUACAGGAAUCCCAACUAAGAAAAAGGGUCGUGGCGCAGCUAUUGGAAAAGAUCUAGAGGAGAGGCGGCGUAAAACUGGAAAACCAUUGGAAGUAACGUUUUGCCCACGAACGUACAAGGUUGUUAGGGGCGAGCACGCUGCUUUUGUCUGCCUUGUGGGAACCCAAAUUAAAACGAAAGUUCCCGGACAUUACGGUUCAUGGGAAUUAGUGCCUAAACAAUACAAGGAUCAAGUCCUUGGCAUAAUUCAGUACUAUUAUCAAAUAGCGGGCCGCGAGGAUUUCCUAAAGUGUUUAGAUGGUAUCGAUCGAGAGAUGAAAGACCGAUACCGUAAUAAGAAAACACUAAGACACGAACACUUUGAGAAACACUACAAUGGACCAGAGGAUUGGGAUAAGGUUCUAAACAACCCAACCAAUGAUGUUAACAAGGAGAAGUGGAAGCAGAUCUGUCAGUUAUUUACAAGUCCACAAUUUAUUGCGCGCUCCAUAAAGAAUAAGGAAAAUCGGAAGAAACAAAAGUAUUCUACAAUGCAGGGUACAAAAUCGCUAGCAGCCAUCCGUUUUGAAAAAACGAACCCGGACCUCAUUGAGUCAUGGAAGGAUUAUCAUUGGAAGAAAGCAACAAAUGAUUUCGUGAACGAUGAUGCUCGCCAAGAUUAUGAAAAACUGAAGGCUGAUUUUGAGUUACAAACUCAGCAAACAUCCACUGAUGCUUCUAAUAAUGAUAGUCCGUCAUCAGUUGAUCAGGUGGAGGUGCUACAAAAAGUAUUAGGCCAAAGGCGUGGACAUGUGCGAGGAGUGGGCCGCAAAUUGAAGGGGUCGGGGUCGGGGUCAUCAUCUACCCAACACUCUCACUUCAGCGAGUCUCAAGUUCUUCCUCAUCAUUCAAGAGAAUAUAUAGAAAAAUUGGAGAAUAAUCUACAGAAAUUGACUGAUCAAGUUAAUUUCUUAUCUCAAUUUUUUGUACCUUCAUUUCGUCCACCAAACGUUCAGAUGCCGCCUGUGCCUGAUAGUGACAAUAUUUCUAGGGCUUCGUCUUCUCAACCUCCAGCUCCAACUCAUCCUUCUAUGUAUGGGGCAGCGCCGUCUCAACAUAUGGUACCUCCAUAUAUGUACGGAGCAACACCUUAUCCGUGGCCGAUUCCAUCGUCCUCCCAGCCGUCGUAUCCCUACAUGUAUGGAGCUGGAUCGUCCACAUUACCUUCCCAAUAUCCUUGGCCGAUGCCGCCACCGCAGCAAUCACAACCACAGUCACCGCAACAACCACAACAAGAAGACAAUAGGGAGGAGGACGAGGCAGCUGAUUUAGGAGACUAGGUUUAUUUUAUUAUUAAUUAUUGUUAAAUUUUAUGAACAAUAUGAA